Messenger RNA from Drosophila sechellia, 3509 nucleotides. RefSeq names its product quaking related 54B (gene qkr54B). Gene Ontology annotation, cellular component: nucleus. Gene Ontology annotation, biological process: regulation of alternative mRNA splicing, via spliceosome. Gene Ontology annotation, molecular function: mRNA binding. The transcript is spliced from 9 exons. The record is from RefSeq and is a predicted model, not a curated record. NCBI's taxonomy places the organism in Eukaryota, Metazoa, Arthropoda, Insecta, Diptera, Drosophilidae.
CCGCGGUCACACUUGCACAAUUGUUUUUUUCGCGAAUUCAAUUGCAGUUUUUUCGCAACCUUUUAAAUUAAGAGCAAUAAUCGAAAGGGCCAUUUAACAGUGACCGCAGCUCCGGGGAAACGGGCGAAACAAUCAUGACCGAGAAGUACGACGGCAACGGUGACUUUUCCGCUUUCAACGACGAUGACAACGAUUUUGGCGGCAAGGUUCGCAAGCCUGGUGGAUCUAUUGGAGCACCAGGUGGCGCCCACAAUGGCGACGCUUCCGCCCACGAUCACGGUCAUCAUGGUGUAGAUCCCGGCGGCAAUGUCCAGAUAAACGAGAAGGCCAACGAGUACAUACGCGAUUGUAUGGCGGAACGAAAUCGCAUGGACAGGAAGUUUCCCAUUGCCGAGAAACUGCUGGAAGGCGAGAUUGAAAAGGUCCAGACCACAGGAAGGAUCCCUUCCAGAGAGCAAAAAUAUGCCGAUAUCUAUAGGGAGAAGCCGCUGCGGAUCUCGCAACGUGUUUUAGUUCCCAUUAGAGAACAUCCCAAGUUCAACUUCGUUGGCAAACUGCUGGGGCCCAAGGGCAACUCCCUUCGCCGCCUUCAGGAGGAAACCCUUUGCAAGAUGACCGUCCUGGGCCGCAACUCUAUGCGCGAUCGAGUCAAAGAAGAGGAAUUGCGCAGCUCCAAGGAUCCCAAGUACGCUCACCUCAACAGCGAUCUGCACGUGGAGAUAUCGACAAUAGCGCCGCCCGCAGAAGCCUACGCCCGAAUCGCCUACGCCAUGGCCGAGCUGAGAAAGUAUUUGAUCCCAGAUAGUAACGACAUUAUCCGGCAGGAGCAGCUGCGCGAGCUGAUGGACAGCACUAGCCUCAAUGACAACGACAAUGCCAAGAGUGGCUAUAAGAAGUCGUCUUACAUGCAGGGAGGAAACAAUGUUAUGGGUGGCGGCUCAAUUAAUCCGAUUGGAGGGGUCAAGAACACGCCGCAUCACAGCUAUAGAAGCUCACAGCCGUCAUCUUUUAGUAAAAAUGUGCUGGCUCCGAAGCAGAAAGUCAUGUCCAUAUUGGAAAAAGCCAGGACGGCCAUGGACGAAACCUAUGGUCGUGGCUAUGAUGACGGCCUUGGUUAUGAUCCCCACCAGUCGUACGAUAGCUACUCCUAUGGCACUCAUGGCCAUGGACCCCACGGACCGCCAGCUAACAUUCUGGGCGGAGUGGGCGGCAUCAGCGGUGGCGGUGGUCGGGGUGGACACUACGAAAGCUCCGACUACGAGCCGGAUUAUGGAAGACGAGAAUAUUAUCAGCAUUCGCCCGGCUAUUCUGCUGGCGGCGGCGGAGGUGUAGGUCUGGGCACUGGCGGCGCUUCUCAAUCAAAUGCCAUCGGCGGCUCUGGUCUCAGUUCCAAUCACAAUCGCAGCCAUGUUAACAGGUGAAAUUUGCUGGACCCUAGUAGUGCCAGCGGAGGUCGAGGUACAAACCCGGCGGCAACCACCCAAAAUUUGACCAUGAAAUCCCAACCCAAUAGCAGCAACAACUUUUUGCCAAAUCACGGAGCAAGUGAGUGCCAAAACGGCAAGAACAUAAAUCCCAACUACUACUACAAUUCCAACGGCAGUUCCAAGGUAAAUCAGCAACAAAUUCAACAGUCGCAACCAAAUCUCCCACCGCAGCUAUCAGGCCACAACAACAACAGCAGCAAUAGCACCCGGGCCAGCAAUAUGAAUAACACCAGUAGCCACAAUAAUUGCAAUAGCAACUUUACCCCAGUCGGUGAGAAAAACUCCAACGACGUUUCAUUUAUAUCCUCCUAUCGACUUGGUCCAAUGGAUGGCCAAAAGAGUGCCAACAGCAACAAUAUCAACAAUCACACAUUAGGCAGUAAAAACCACAGCAACAACACCACCACAACCGCUUCAGUGCCCAAUAUGCUCUUAGUAAGACCUGCUAAUCCUUCGCUACAUAUUGGCACAUUUCCGUUCUUGCCCGUGCAGUUUUUCUGAACCCAACAGAUUACAAGAACUACAAGCAGAACAAGCAAAUCGAAAAAUCACAUCAACAUGAACAUCACAGAAACUUUGUACACUUGAGUUCAUAAGAUUAGAGGAAGGCGUAGGAGGAGUAUUUACAAAAUGGACAAAAUGAACUUUACGAUAUAUACCACAUACAAAACAUAUACAUAACAAAUAUAUUUAUACAUAUAUUUUUGCGUGCAAGGAUUAACGUUUAAUGAUGAUGAGGCUGGAACAACAAAUCGAAAACCUUACUUUCGCGUUGGCUAUAAAACACAGACGAAACUGUGUCCAGUUUUUUAUCUCUAUUUACAAAACAUCUUAAAGAUACUAAAGAGCCUGAAUGAUUAGUGGGAGCUGUAUUCGGUCGGGAGUGAUCAGUAGUUAAGCACACGGCUCAGCUCAAAGUUGAGCUGGGAUAGUCUGGCGUACAGAUGAUACAGAGCGAAUCCAGUUGAUACAGCAAGACAAAGCUAUGUAUAGGGAAUGAAGGAUCCGACUGACCGUCGGUAGAGACAGAAUCUAUGAGAUUAAUUAACUUAAUAGAAUAUAAUAAUAAAUACAGAGGGCACACUUAAACCAUAAUUUUAUUUAUAUAUGCAUAUAUUUAACAAAACUAACGAUACAGAUAAAGAAUAUAUAUAUAUAUAUAUAUAUAUAUACACUUACAAAUUCUAAUAUUUACAUAAUUAACAGAGAUCGACUAACCCCAUGUUGACACGAAAGGUAACAGAUUAACCCUAACAAAAAUUAUCUAAUACUCGAGCAUUCAGAAUUAAUAUAUCGAAUACUAAAGAUCUACAAAUAACUAACAAAUUACAAAAUAUAUACAAGUUUAUUGUGAAUCAAUGUCCAUAAGUGGAUAGUGCUGCAAAUGAUUACUUUAUUAAAACACCAGAUACGACAACAAUAAAAGAGUAAAAAAGAAUACUUAAACGCAAGCGUAAGCGUAAGAAUAACAAAUACUCAAUUUACUUAUACACGAAUAUAAAGUUCUAACUAAACCAACAAUGUAACUCAAUACAAAAUUAACGUAAUAACAAUGUAAUUCAAUGUACUUAACCCAUUCAACCCAUGACGCUGGAUAAAGCAAAGUAGUUUACCCAACUUUUCGUUUCCACAAUUGUUCAACAAUGAGUCGUCUGCUUUGUCCAGUUGUCUCCAUUAAUUAUACACUGAACUAACAAAAGUAACAAAACUAAACAUAACUCGUAAUCGACAAUUUGAUCCGUUGCCAAGCUCAAAAUUUCGUUUCCUGUUUUCUCACUUUUAGUUAGUUUUUAGAUUAAUGAGAAUUCUCUGUAGAGCUUAAGUAGAACCAAGAGAGUGUGCCAAAUGUUUGUAGGAAGGGGUUCGGAGGGAGUGGAGGCCAGUGGACGGAUCCCUUCCAGGUCUGAAAUUACCAAUUGAAAUGCCAAUUUAUAGAUAUUAUCAUUUUUAAUAUGUAUGUAACCUAAUUUAAGUAUCGAGCGAAUAAAGUUGACGUUGCUAACGCAAUGAAUUAAACAUGUA